AUGAACUCUUUAUUAAAAUCAGAAUAACCAUAUUUAAAUCAAUAACGCAAAUCAACAAUCAGUCCAGAGAUACAAAAACAGAUAUAAAGCACUCUCCAUAGAAGGAUUAAUUAUUCUUAAGCAGAUUUAAUUACUCCUAUUACAGUUAAAUAAAAUCACAAAAAACAGAUUAUAACUUAAGGUUUACAAUAAUUGUUAAAAUCAAGUCCUUAUUUAAAGUUAGUUCAAUAGAAAUCUUAACAAUAACUUCAAAUUUAAGAUAGUUUUUCUUAACAAUAUUUGAAUGGAUAUACUCCUACUCCUAAUUAAUUAUCUACAUAAAUACUUUUUAAACCAGAUAUACGUACUCCUUCAUUAAAUUCAACUACAUCAAGCAGUAUUAAGCCAAGGAUGAGAAACAACACUAAAGACCAAAUACAAAAAAAAUCUUUUGACUCUAUAAAUGUUACUUCUAACAGAGAAAAAGAGAGAUAAACAAUAUCGCAACUAUAAAGCAUAAUUUAAAGAUCUUCAAUAUUAUUGAAAUCUUAUAGAGAUGAAUUGUAAAAACAGAUAAAUGAGAAAUAAGACCUAAUCAAAUAAAUUUAAAUAUUAGAAGAAAUUAGAAUUAAAUAAUGA
Paramecium sonneborni is the source of this 618-nucleotide messenger RNA. The record is from the annotation of a GenBank genome assembly. Lineage: Eukaryota; Ciliophora; Oligohymenophorea; Peniculida; Parameciidae.